AUGAUUCAGUUCUACCCUUCUGCGGAGGAGGCCUUAGAUCACGGGUUUAGCGAGUUUGUGUCGCCACAGGUUCUUGCCUCGUUGCGUGUGCUCUUUCAGCACAAUGAUGCCAGCACCAAAGGGGUUUUUUUCGAGCAGCUGUCUUCAACUAGGACUUCUAUCAACGGCUGGAUGAGAAAGGUGGCGCUCACGGCACUGGGUCGACAGGCGAACAGGUGUUACUUGGGGAGGUUACCAACAGAUCUACUUGCACCACUCGAGUUCUACACGGAUGAGGAACUCAUUGCGCGAUACAAGGAUGGCUGCACGACCCGCACAAGCACGGGUAGUCACUUCCAACCCUUGAUCACAGAAAUCUGCAGCAGCACUAUGGGGAUCGGUGCGGAGGGGCUUAGCAGUGGCAGUAGCAAUCUGCAACAGCAGCAGGGGGACUGGGACGUAGCCGUGACAGUAGCAACCUGCAGGAGCAGCAGGGAGAGGGGUGCGGAGGGGCGUAUCAGUGGCAACAGCAACCUGCAGCAGCAGCAAGGGGAUAGGUGCGGAGCAGUAGGGGCAGCAGGGGGACAAGUGUGGAGGAGCAUGGCAGUGGCAGUGGCAACCACUAGCAGCAGCAGGGGGACAGCUUUGCCCCUCUUUACCCGUCUGUCCCAUGGCCAAACACCCGCCCCUCCCUGCCCCUUCUCGCCCCUCCCUUCCCCUUAUCGCCCUUCCUUGCCCCUCCUUACCCCUCCUUGUCCCUACUUCCUCAGCAACAUCUCAACUAACGACUACGACAUUCGUUACCACGUACGCGUCAGUCUGAACGACUCUGGCGAGCCCAUUGGUGUCGUCAUCAAGAAGGGCGCUGACGUGGCACUCACUGUGCUCACCAGCGACGCCACGUGGACCAAUCGCACGCUCUCAAACGCCGAGCGCGCCAAGCUGGGCGGCAAACUGACUCCCAAGGGCAGGAAGGGCAAGCAGCCGCCUCCCCCUCCCCCUCCCCUCGGCUAUAACUACGAAACCUCCGGCACUUGGCUAAGCGCCAGUACUUUGACGGCGGAUAACGGGCAGACGUAUAAGGAGUUGGCGGAUGCCAUGCUGGCUGCACCUGACACCUACUCUGCUCUCAUCUACACCAAAACAUUUGAGAAUGGUGUGGCGAGCGGCGCUUUUGCGAAUGUCACCAAGGACGGUGGUGAAGUACAUGAGCAGCAGCAGCUGCUUUUUCACACGCCUAGGGGCAUGAGCAGCAACAGCUGA
Closterium sp. Naga37s-1 is the source of this 1242-nucleotide messenger RNA. NCBI's taxonomy places the organism in Eukaryota, Viridiplantae, Streptophyta, Zygnematophyceae, Desmidiales, Closteriaceae. The record is from the annotation of a GenBank genome assembly.